AUGAACGCAACUACUUUACCACUAAGUACUCGCAUUACUCUAGCAUUUUUAAUGGGCUUACUAGCUUUUGCUAUAAUGCUAGGAAAUGCUGUAGUUAUUCUAGCUUUUGUGGUGGACAAAAAGCUUAGACAUCGAAGUAAUUACUUCUUCCUUAACUUGGCCAUUGCUGACUUCUUCGUUGGUAUGAUCUCCAUUCCUUUGUACAUCCCUCACACGCUGUUUGAUUGGGAGUUUGGAAGUAGACUCUGUACCUUUUGGCUCAUUGUUGACUAUCUUUUGUGUACAGCGUCUGUGUAUAACAUUGUUCUCAUCAGCUAUGAUCGAUACCAGUCAGUCUCGAAUGCUGUAUCUUACAGAGCUCAGCACACUGGGAACUUGAAGAUCGUGGCUCUGAUGGUGGCUGUCUGGGUGCUGGCCUUCUUAGUGCAUGGGCCAAUAAUUCUAAUUUCAGAGUCUUGGAAGAAUUCCAGCUUGAGGAUCUUGGAGAAGGAUUGUGAACCUGGAUUCUUUACCCUAUGGUACAUCCUCGCCAUCUCGUCAUUCUUUGAAUUCAUGGUCCCAGUCUUUGCCGUGGCCUAUUUCAAUGUGUACAUUUACUGGAGCCUGUGGAAACGUAGCAAUCUCAGUCGGUGGCAAAGCCAGCCCACACUCACUUCUCCUGUCUCUCCCAGUAACUGUGGGUCCUCACUCACAGGUAGACUGUUUCGAAGAACAUCUCUUCCGGAACCGAAGGAAACGGCACCGUCUGCUCCUCUGAAAAGGCAUGAAAGAAAGAGAAGCCUCUUGUAUUCUUUAAGAGCCCAGAUGAAUAGCGGUAUAAUUGCUUCCAAAAUGGCUUCCCUCACCCAUUCUGAUUCACUCUGUCUUCACCAAAGGGAACAUAUUGAACUGCUCAGAGCCAGGAAAUUAGCCAAGUCACUGUCCAUUCUCUUAGGUGUUUUUGCCUUUUGUUGGGCUCCCUACUCGCUGUUUACAAUCAUUCGUUCAGUUUACCCACUAGACCAGCAUCCUCACAUAGUUGGGUAUGAAAUCACAUUUUGGCUUCAAUGGCUCAAUUCCUUUGUCAAUCCUUUUCUGUAUCCCUUGUGUCACAAGCAUUUCCAGAAGGCUUUCUUGAAACUAUUUCCUAUGAAAAAGCAGUCCAUACCAUCACAGACUCGGUCAAUGUCCUCUUAA
Molecule: messenger RNA, 1176 nt
Organism: Enhydra lutris kenyoni (northern sea otter)
Lineage: Eukaryota; Metazoa; Chordata; Mammalia; Carnivora; Mustelidae
Gene: HRH4
Product: histamine receptor H4
Exons: 3
Coding region: 1-1176 (391 amino acids)
Biological process (GO): positive regulation of cytosolic calcium ion concentration; regulation of MAPK cascade; adenylate cyclase-activating adrenergic receptor signaling pathway
Cellular component (GO): membrane
Molecular function (GO): histamine receptor activity
Source: RefSeq, a predicted model, not a curated record